Molecule: messenger RNA, 2370 nt
Organism: Ascochyta rabiei
Lineage: Eukaryota; Fungi; Ascomycota; Dothideomycetes; Pleosporales; Didymellaceae
Product: U1 snRNP protein
Exons: 3
Coding region: 1-2370 (789 amino acids)
Biological process (GO): mRNA cis splicing, via spliceosome
Cellular component (GO): U2-type prespliceosome; U1 snRNP
Molecular function (GO): RNA binding; protein binding
Source: RefSeq, a predicted model, not a curated record
AUGAACGGCUAUCCACCCCCCAUGGGCAUUCCCGCCCCUGCCUGGCGGGCAGUCAAGACGGCAGACGGCAAAGAGUACUACCACAACGCCGCGACCAAUGCGACGACGUGGGAGAAGCCUGAUGAGUUGAAGGACGAAGUCGAGCGCGCGAUCGAAGGCACUGGAUGGGCGAGGCAGCUCACGGCCGAGGGCAAGGCGUACUACUACCACAAGGACACGCGACAGACAACAUGGACCGUCCCCGACGCCGUCCAGGACAAGAUCAACCAGGCCCAGGCCCAGGCUCAGGCCAACAUGCCGCCCCAACGCCCUCCAGCGGGCCCUGCAGGAUGGGCCGCGGGCCCUGCCCAGCUCCCGCCUACGAACGACUUCCGCCGCCCCGAGCGCGAUGAGUACCGUCCCGAGCGCCGCGACCGUGACCGCGACCGUGACCGCGACCGUGAACGUGACCGCGACCGCGACUUCGACCGCGAACGCGAGGGCGGCUUUGGCGGCGACCGUCCGAGGGUCGAGUUCUCGACCGGCAGCGAGCUCCAGUUCUCGAGCGCGCAGGAAGCCGAGGCAGCCUUCGUAAAGGUCCUUAAGCAGAUGAAGGUCCAGCCAGACUGGGACUGGACGCAGGCGGUCCGCGCAGGUGUCAAGGACCCCAACUGGCGCGCCAUCCCCGAGCCCGAGAAGCGCGAGGAGGCCUUCAAGAGGUACUGCGAGGAUCUUCGCGCACAGGAGAAGAACAAAGAGCAAGAACGCCAGGCCAAAUUGCGCUCGGACUUCACCGCCAUGCUUCGAUCCCACCCUGAGAUCAAGUACUACACGCGUUGGCGGACCGCUCUGCCCAUCAUCGAAGAGGAGACCAUCUUCCGCUCGGCCAAGGAUGACAACGAGCGCAGACAGUUGUUCGAGGAGUACAUCGUCACCCUCAAGAAGGCGCACGAAGAAGACGAGGCUGAGGCCAGGAAGUCUGCCCUCGACGAGGUACUUGGCCUUAUGCAGAGCCUCGACCUGGAGCCUUUCACCCGCUGGCAGACGGCCGAAGCCAAGCUCGAGCAGAAGGACGAGUUCAACAGCGAGAAAUUCCAGACACUGAGCCGUAUGGACGUCCUCAAUCAAUUCGAGCGACACAUUCGCCAGCUUCAGCGCGAGCACAACGACCGAGUCCAAGCUGAGCGCCGCGUCAAGCACCGCGUCGAGCGCAAGAACCGAGAUGCUUUCAUGAAGCUUCUGAACGAGCUGAGAGACAGCGGCAAGCUCAGAUACGGCACAAAGUGGAAGGACAUCCAUGGCCUCAUCGAGAAUGAGCCACGCUACACUGCUAUGCUUGGACAAAGCGGUUCCUCGCCUGUUGAUCUAUUCUGGGAUGCUCUGGAGGAGGAGACGGGCAAGUUCCGUACACUGCGCCGCUAUGCGCUCGACGUGCUCGAGUCUCAACGCUUCGAGGUCACCACAGCAACCCCCGUCGAACAGUUCUUGAGUGUCAUGCGAAAAGAUCCUCGCACAGCUAACAUUGACGAACAGUCGAUGCAUGACAUCUACUCGUACAUUCUCGACAAGGUCAAAAAGCGCGAAGAAGACGAGCGCAAGAUCGAGGAGUCCGACGAGCGUCACGCGGUCGACCGCCUUCGCUCCGUCAUUAAGCGCCUCGAGCCUCCUGUCGAGCUACAGGACACUUGGGAAGUGGUACGUCCCCGUGUUGAGAAAACAGACGAGUAUCGCGCACUGAAGUCAGAUACCCUUCGAGAGAGCGCUUUCGACAAGUACAUGCAGCGACUCAAGGACAAGGAAAGCGAACGACGCGACCGCAGCAGGCGUGACGACCGCAACAGAAGCAGAGAUAGGCGUGACCGCGGCGACAGAGAUCGUGAGUACCGCAACGGUGAUUCUCAUCGCCGUGAUCGUCACCGAACCCGCACUCGCUCACCUGAACAUGACCCGUACGCUGCUGAGCGCAGGCGGGCACAGCAGGACCGCGAGGCCAGGUAUAGGGAUACCGAACGUACAGGUCUUUCGCCCCCGCGCCGUCGCGAACAUCGCGAUGACGAUCGUUACGAGCGCCGCCGCAGUCCCACGGGAGAUCACUAUGGCCGUGAGCGCCGCGAGCGCGAAGUCGAGCGUGAGAGAACCUACGUAAGCCGCGCUGAUCCACGCGAGGGCAGUGUCAGCCUCGACUACGGCGAUGGUACGAGUAGGGCCGCUCCAUCUCGCCGCCGUCGUGAGAGCGACGCGAGUACAAGCCGUCGCGAUGCCAAGCGCCCGCGGUACUCUCCCCGCCCUGACCCGCGCGGUAAGUCCAAGACUCCCGUCCCCGAGCCCAUCAAGGAAGAAGACCGCGCUCUCAGGUCCGGCAGCGAAGAAGGCGAGAUCGAAGAGGAUUAG